Messenger RNA from Rattus rattus (black rat), 1284 nucleotides. Its product is annotated as vomeronasal type-2 receptor 26-like. The annotation marks the transcript as partial. Lineage: Eukaryota; Metazoa; Chordata; Mammalia; Rodentia; Muridae. Gene Ontology annotation, molecular function: G protein-coupled receptor activity. Gene Ontology annotation, cellular component: membrane. Gene Ontology annotation, biological process: G protein-coupled receptor signaling pathway. The transcript is spliced from 3 exons. The record is from RefSeq and is a predicted model, not a curated record.
CUUUCUCAGCUGCUCCAUGCCCUCAAAAAAGUACACUUCAAGACUCUUGAUGGAACCAAGAUUAUGUUUGAUGUCAAUGGAGAUUUGGUGACAAAAUUUGAUAUUUUACAAGGGCAGAAGACCACCACAAGUGUAUUCCACUGGGUCCACGUAGGCAUGAUAGACCCUCAAGUCUCUUCAGGGAACAAAAUGAUGGUCCAAUUGAAGGAGGAUCUCCAAGUGCCCACCUCCAUCUGCAGUGAAAGCUGCCUUCCAGGGUUUAGCCAAGUGCCCAGACUGGGAGCCCCCCACUGCUGUUUUGAUUGCAGUCCAUGUCCUGAAGGACAGUUUGCAGACCAAAGAGACAUGAAGAGAUGUCUUCUGUGUCCCAAGGAGCAGUACUCGAGCCAUACCAGAGACCAUUGCCUCCCCAGGACAGAGAUAUUCCUGGCCUUUGAGGAACCAUUGGGAUUCAUAUUGGCUUUGAUGGCAAUCUUGCUGGCUGGUCUGGCUCUCCUGGUACUUGGAGUGUUCCUGAAGCAUCGAGACACACCUGUGGUCAGGGCCAACAACAGAACUCUCAGCUACUUCCUCCUGAUCUCUCUUUCCCUCUGUUCCCUCUGUUGCUUGCUUUUCCUUGGGAGACCUACUGUCACCACCUGUCUCCUCCGUCAGACCACCUUUGCUGUGGUGUUCACAGUGGCUGUCUCCUCUGUUCUGGCCAAGACUCUUACAGUAGUCCUGGCCUUCAGAGUCACCAAGCCAGGAAGCAGGAUCCAGGUAUGCCUGAGCCCUGGUGCUUCAACCUCAGUCGUCCUCAUUGCUUCCUUAAUACAGGCUGUUCUUUGUGGUGUGUGGUUGGCUACCUCCCCACCAUUCCCAGAGAGGGAAAUGAACUCAGAGCCCCAGCACAUUGUGAUCCAGUGCCAGGAGGGUUCUGGUGCCACCUUCUUCUGUGUGCUGGGCUUCUUAGGUUUCCUGGCAGGGGGUACUUUCUCUGUGGCUUUUCUGGCCAGGGACCUACCAGAUGUCUUCAAUGAGACCAAGUUCCUCACCUUCAGCAUGCUGCUCUUCUGCAGUGUCUGGACAGCUUUCCUGCCCCUGUACCACAGUGCCCGGGGAAAGUCCACUGUGGCGGUAGAGAUCUUCUCCAUCUUGGCCUCCACUGCUGGACUUUUGGGUGGCAUCUUCAUCCCCAAAUGCUACAUCAUCUUGUUGAAACCAGAAAAGAAUACCCCUGCCUGGCUAAGGCAAGGCCACUGUGCACAUCAAGACAGGCAGUUUUCGAUGCUCCACAGAAAGUGA